UCGAACCUAAGUUUUUUGAAAGACCUAAAAAUUCUCGCGUCCAUGUCUUCACCGGCAGAGUUCUAUCACUCGCUGCCGCCGAUUAUCAAGUUCUAUGGCACAACUUGCUUGCUCCUCACUACCGUGGAGCGAUUGGGCCUUGUCAGUGGGAUGCUUCUCUACUUCUCGCCAGAGCUCGCAUUCAAGAAGCUCCAGCUAUGGAGGGCCGUUACGAAUUUCUUCUUCCUCGGGACCUUCUCGAUGAACUUCGCGAUCCAGCUGAUAAUGCUGGCACGCUAUGGCGUCCAGCUCGAGAGAUCAUUCGUUAGCACGGGACAGUUCGUGUGGAUGAUGGUCGUCUCGGCGCUCACUCUUCUGGGCAUCGCCACCGUGUUUCCCAGCCUGAACUUCUGGUUCAUGGGAUCGGUGCUCGUGUUCAUGCUCGUCUACCUCUGGUCACGCGAGUUCCCAAACGCCAGCGUGAGCAUGCUCGGCCUUGUCACAAUCCAGGGGUUCUACGUGCCAUGGGCAAUGCUCUUCAUCAACACCAUGUUUGGAGGCUCCUUCCUCCACGACCUCCUGGGAAUCGUCAUGGGCCACCUCUAUCACUUCCUCACUGUUCUUUACCCGCGGUCGGGAGGACGGGACUUUCUUCGAGCUCCACGCUUCGUCCACAAGCUUCUGGCCAAGUAUGGGAUCAUCCACAGCGUCCCGCGGCAGCCAGAUCGUAGCAGCCGCCCGCAGCCACAGGCAGAGUCGCCUCCAUCUGCCCCGCCAUCCGCCGCCGAAGGGACGGCAUUCCGUGGACGAAGUUACCGCUUGAAUCGAGACUAAGAAGCAAGAAAAGAAGAAACCAACUCUUUUUGUUCUAGCCUGACUUGCAAAUGGCAAAUGGACCUUACAAGAAGUAGCGAAAGCUCCUCACAAAUCGAGGACUCUUCUUUUCA
Messenger RNA from Selaginella moellendorffii, 926 nucleotides. RefSeq names its product derlin-1. Gene Ontology annotation, biological process: endoplasmic reticulum unfolded protein response. The coding region runs from base 43 to 813 and encodes 256 amino acids. The record is from RefSeq and is a predicted model, not a curated record. Gene Ontology annotation, cellular component: endoplasmic reticulum membrane; Hrd1p ubiquitin ligase ERAD-L complex. The transcript is spliced from 7 exons. Gene Ontology annotation, molecular function: misfolded protein binding; ubiquitin-specific protease binding. NCBI's taxonomy places the organism in Eukaryota, Viridiplantae, Streptophyta, Lycopodiopsida, Selaginellales, Selaginellaceae.